AUUAACUCAUUUUGUUGACAUGUCAUAUAGUUAUACAUCAAAUAGAAAUUACCUGACCUUAGUAAACGUAACGUAUUCAAGCAAAUUUGUCAAGACUUCUAACGCCUCUUUUUUCAAUGUCGGGAUUUUCAUCUGAUUUAAUCAGAAUGCAACGAUACGAUAUUCUCAUUCAAGAGAUAGAAGGUAUAGACGACUAUCUGGGCCCAACUUUUCGAGCUAUUUAUGAUGGCCACGAACAUCAAAAGUUUAUGGAAAAGCUUGAUGAGCGUAUCAAAGCUCAUGACAAAGACAUUGAAAGAAUGUGCAACCAUCACUAUCAAGGUUUUAUUGACUCAAUAAGGGAGCUCCUGCAAGUCCGUUCUCAAGCACAACAACUCAAUGCUGAGAUAUUGGAGCUGGACAAACGCAUCACUGCCACUUCCACCAAAGUUAUAGAGAAAGGGGAAGAACUUGUUAGAGCUCGUAAAGUAGAAAGUAAUAUGGCUGCAGCAGUAGACAGUCUUACCAUGUGUCUUCCUGUUUUAGCUGCCUAUGCAAAGUUACAGAAACAAUUGAAAGACAAACGUUAUUAUCCAGCAUUAAAAACACUGGAGCAACUAGAACAUCAUGAUCUACCAAAAGUAACAAAUUAUAGAUUUUCUUCACAAAUUACUCAGCAAAUUCCACAACUACGUGAGAAUAUAAAGGAUGCUUCCAUGUCUGAUUUAAGAGACUUUUUAGAGAAUAUUAGGAAGUACUCGCCAAAGAUUGGCGAAGUUGCUAUGAGACAUACGCAAGAGCAGUUAACUAUCGAAGCUGAAAUUAUUGGUCGUAAAAAGAAGAAGCCACAGACUAAAACUUCUUUGCCAAAUGAUGGUGAAGAGGAAUUAAGUGCACAAGACCUGAUGGAUUUCAGUCCAGUAUACCGUUGUAUGCAUAUUUAUACAGUGCUUCGUGAAGGCGAAACAUUUAAAGCAUACUACAGGCAACAAAGAAAACAACAGGCUAGACUGGUUUUGCAAUCACCUAUUAAUAUGCAUGAGAGUAUAGUUGGUUAUCAAACUUACUUACAAGGCAUUAUUGGUUUCUUCGUGGUGGAGGACCAUAUUUUGAAUACAGGCAAUGGUUUGGCAACAAGGACAUACUUAGACGAACUGUGGUCCAUGGCCUUGUCCCAGAUAGUGAAUGCACUACGCACCCAUUCUGCAUACUGUACGGACGCAACGCUUAUUUUAAAAAUAAAAAAUCUUAUAAUGUUAUUCAACACAACUUUAAGAAAUUAUGGGUAUUCUGUAGGACAGCUUUGGGAUUUGCUACAAGAAAUUCGAGUACAUUAUAAUGAGGUAUUGAUGCAACAUUGGGUUCAAGUGUUCAGAGAUAUUUUGGAUGAAGAUAAUUUCUUACCAGUUCAGGUCACAACACAAGAAGAAUAUGAUAAGAUUCUAGAUUUGUUUCCAUAUCAUGACGACGAGUUUGAAAAACCGGAAUUCCCAAAAAAGUUUCCGUUCUCAGAUAUGGUACCGAAAGUGUAUCAGCAAGUUAAGGAAUUUAUCUAUGCCUGCUUAAAGUUCUCGGAAGACUUAAAUUUCACGCAAACCGAGAUAGAUGAAAUGAUUUGCAAAUCGACGAAUUUAUUAUUAACAAAAACAUUUAGCGGUUGUUUAUCUUCCUUAUUUCGAAAACCAUCACUAGCUCUUUUACAAGUAGUUCAGAUUAUAAUAAACACGGGAUACCUUGAAAAGUCAACAAAGUAUUUGGAAGAGUUCGUGACUAAUAUUACAGGGACGCCACAUGAAGGACAACUAAGUUGCAUGGGUGUCGAAUCAGCUAUGUUUAGGGUAGCAAGAGACGACGCUGAGAAACAAAUCUGCGAUAAAUUAACGAAUAAGCUAGACGAGUUUUUGGAGUUAGAAAACUAUGACUGGAACUUGGCAGAACCUCAAGGACAUGCAUCGGGCUUUAUUACUGAUCUAAUAGCAUUUUUACAAAGUACUUUUACGUGCUUCACCAAUUUACCAGAGGAAGUUGCUCAGGUUGCCUGCAAUGCUGCUUGUUCUCAUAUAGCAAAGGCUAUACUAGCCAUAUUAAUUAGCGAAGAUGUGAAACAAAUAUCUAUGGGUGCUCUUCAACAAGUUAACUUAGACACAAUACAGUGUGAACAAUUCGCUGCCUCAGAACCUGUGGUUGGUUUGCCAGAAGGAACCUUGCUUCAACAUUUCGCACAGUUAAGACAAUUACUAGACUUAUUUAUGAGUUGGGACUGGCCUACUUAUUUUCACGACUAUGGUCAUGAAUCAAGUAAAUAUAAUCUGGUAACUCCGAACAUGGCUGUACUGUUGUUAGAGAAAUUAAAAGAAUCCGAUAAAAAGACAGUGUUUGCUGUACUGAAAAAAAGUGAAAGGGAUAAAAAGAAACUUUUGGAAACUGUAUUGAAACAACUACGCCAAUUGGCGCAGACGACGCAACAGUGAAUGAAACCGAAGUCAAUAUGUAUAUACCUCAAAAGAGAUUGUAAAUACAUCAUUUUUAAUAUAUACGCCUCCAAGAAUAAUUCGUAAAAACUUAUUGUUAUUACAUUAAAAAUGGCUAUAAAAAAAUUUUUCACUGAUCAGUCCGCGCAU
Molecule: messenger RNA, 2600 nt
Organism: Dufourea novaeangliae
Lineage: Eukaryota; Metazoa; Arthropoda; Insecta; Hymenoptera; Halictidae
Gene: Sec15
Product: exocyst complex component 6
Exons: 13
Coding region: 117-2450 (777 amino acids)
Biological process (GO): exocytosis; Golgi to plasma membrane transport; intracellular protein transport
Cellular component (GO): membrane; exocyst
Source: RefSeq, a predicted model, not a curated record